Aureobasidium namibiae CBS 147.97 is the source of this 687-nucleotide messenger RNA. RefSeq lists its product as uncharacterized. Gene Ontology annotation, cellular component: RNA polymerase II transcription regulator complex. The transcript is spliced from 3 exons. Bases 1 to 687 code for a protein of 228 amino acids. Gene Ontology annotation, molecular function: transcription cis-regulatory region binding; DNA-binding transcription activator activity, RNA polymerase II-specific. Lineage: Eukaryota; Fungi; Ascomycota; Dothideomycetes; Dothideales; Saccotheciaceae. The record is from RefSeq and is a predicted model, not a curated record.
AUGGAUUACCAACAACCUUGCGUAACGACAGGCGCCUGUCAUCAUCCCGUAUAUGCACAUCACAAUCAAGGGUUCACGCACACACACUCUGCGUGGUCGGGAGUGCCACAGUAUCCCUACGGCUAUGAGCAGCACACACUGGCUCCGCCAGUAGGCAACGUUUUCGCCCCCUCUCCGAUCAUGACUUCAGACCACACAACACCAGCUGAACCAGUAGCUGUUGACGGCCACAACGGGUACGCAAUCAUGCCUCAAGGACAACCUUUAAUGUAUCGGAAUGGUGUCGAGGUCGAGUACGGGCAACCUACCUCUCCGGCCGUAGAGUUCAACGUUGAUGAGCUUCUGGAGUAUCAACGACGACGUAGCAGUGCCACAUCCGAGGAGAAGGAACCUCUUACGCCAGCACAGCGACGACGAAAAGCACAGAAUCGGGCCGCACAGCGAGCGUUUCGUGAUCGCAAACGUCAGCGAGUGCAAGAACUAGAAGCCCAACUAUCAGCUCUGGAAGUACACACGAAAUCCCUGGAAACAGACAAUGAGAGACUCAAGCAUGAAUUGCUUGUGACGCGAGAAGAGAAUGAAGCUCUACGAGGCAUGAAUCGAACACAGCCGCCGACCAACACGAUGCAGCCUGAUCGGCGCAGAACAGUCGCAAAACUGGCGCAAGUAUACUUGCCGGCUCAAUAG